Leptosia nina is the source of this 732-nucleotide messenger RNA. The record is from the annotation of a GenBank genome assembly. NCBI's taxonomy places the organism in Eukaryota, Metazoa, Arthropoda, Insecta, Lepidoptera, Pieridae.
AUGUACAUCUUCGCUCUAAUUCUUAUCACUGGUGUUCAAAGCCGGUUUGUAUCCAAACACGAAGAAUGGAUACCACCCCCGUUCCACAGUGAUUUGGAAGACGUGUACUUUGAGAAGAAUUUUGAAUCUGUUAAGCCGGUGUAUUUGAAGAGGAUCCCGCGUCAAGUCCAGGGUGUGACCAAUACAAAUCCAGACGGAAGUUCUAAUUGGAUAAUAAAGACACCAAUAGCUGGUAAUGAUAAAAAUGUAUUGAGCGGUGUGGGCGGUAUAUAUGGCGUGAAAAAUGGCGAUUUCAACGCAGCGUUAGCUGGGCUUUCUUUAGAUAACUUGCAUGGCCACAGCGCUAGCAUUACCGGAAAACAUAUCAAAAACUUCGGAAACCAGCUGACAGCGGCUGGAAAAUUAAAUUUAUUGCACAAUGAUAGACAUGAUUUAAGCGCACAUGCUUUUGGUACGCGGACGUUCCCAAACAAUCCCAUGAUACCAAAUUUCAACACUGUGGGAGGAGGCGUGGAUUACACCUUUAACAAUAAAAUUGGCGCUUCGCUAGGGAUGUCACACACAGAUCUCCUGAAACGCACGGAUUACUCAGCGAUGGGGAAUUUGAAUAUUUUUCGCAACCCUACUAGCUCUUUGGACUUCAACGCCGGUGCCACGAAGUCGAUAUCACCGUUUUUACCAAAAAGUAAUUGGCAACCGAACUUCGGGAUAUCCUAUAUUAAGUAUUUUUAG